AAGUUCCUCAACAUAUCAGAAAAAGGUUACACGAAGCUCAUACGAUAAUGGAAGACACUGAGUCGAUAUCGAAAUGGGCAGCAGAUGGUUUAAAGAAAUGCCGUAAAAAUAUUCUCAGUGAGGACGUGCUGCAAUAUCGCGCCGAAAGCAUGACAGAAGCGCACUACCUUUUCUUUGAAGGAAAAUACUCUGAUUAGUGAUGGUCACGAACACAAUGCAAUGUUACGUUGGACAAACCUGUCUUUAAACUCGGUGAAUUUCAGUCAAGGGGAUGUGUGCAAAAUGGAUGAUCGAAGGGGGCAGCAUUUUCACUUCUCCCUUGUAAGAGUGCUAAGAGGAGUAGACGCAUACGCGGAAACAAAGGAAAAAGAAAAAGAAGAGAGAGAAAACCCUGAGAACCAGGAUGUGUUGUACGAAGCGAAAGUCAUGGAGACACAAAGAGUACUGGAUGAUGAGGAGAUAACGGUGUACAAUUCUAAGCCAACGAGAAGAAACGAAGAUCUCACAGUUGUGAAUCCUUUCACUUGUAUCGAGGAAGGUGUAAAUGAGUGACAAACACAGGAUGCACAUCGACUGAAAAGGAAAUUGAAAAGGACCAUAAAUUUAGAACUAAAUAAGAAAGAUGUCAUGCCAAAUGAAGAAACA
Messenger RNA from Stylophora pistillata, 645 nucleotides. Its product is annotated as NFX1-type zinc finger-containing protein 1-like. Lineage: Eukaryota; Metazoa; Cnidaria; Anthozoa; Scleractinia; Pocilloporidae. The record is from RefSeq and is a predicted model, not a curated record.